CUGGAAUGACCUGGAACCACCCUCAUAGACCCCUGUUGGUUCCGGACCACACUUUGGAAACCACAGAGCGGGGCUCGCUGCUGCUCCCACACCGCUCCCACACCGCGCUCGCACCGCCCGCGGAAAUAUUUCGGUGCGUCGGCGAACAGACGACACAACUUGUUUCGUUUUCUUCCUCUCUCUCUCUUCUACUACGGUGCCGUUUAUUGACUUCACACACACAGACGCAGAGAGACAGUAGCUUUCAGUCAGCAGGCGGUGAGCGUGGAGUGGGAGGCAAUAAUUCCGGUCGCGUCGGUUCUGCUCCAGUGCGCGCUUCUCUCUCCCUCCUUACACACAUCCCGGUUUUCAAACGCAAUGACAGGCAAGGCGAACGCGUGAGCGGAUCCCACAGGUGUGUUCACUGCCAACGGCUCUUGGAGACACACACACACACACACACACACACACCUGGAAUUUACCAUGUGACUCGGCACCUGGGCGUGGAGAAAAGUCCCUGAUUAUUGUAACCAGAGACUCUUUUGUUGAGGAGUUGCCACCGGUCGCCUUUCAACAGGAAUUGUCAAAUCGGUCAACCAAGUAGCCCCGUGUUUUCCUACGGAAUAGUGCCUUUCUGAAACCUCUCACAGGACGUGUGAGGAGAGUAAAAUGUGAACUUGCUUGCGGACUUAUUUCUUUUUUUAUUUUUAGUAUUUCACCGGAGGGGAGUUCUCCAAAAAAGCUGGACUGUUGGCGUUUGUGCAACUACUCUCUUCGCUCCCUUUUUUUCCUCCAAGAGCCCGGGCCCUUAAUGAAGCUGGGGGUCAGCGACAGUGUGCGGCUAAUUGGCCAAGUUUGCCCGGGGCUCUGGCUGCCUGUGAUUGAAGUGUCCAGUGAGGGCCCACUGUGCAGCCGCCUCUGCACCCUGCUCUGUUCAACUCCUACAGCCAAGACGCUCACUGCACCCCUGUCUGCCUCUCCCUAGUGAGUAGCACCCGAGAGAUGGCGAGCUGGGUCUCCCUCCUCCUCUUUCUCUUCUGCAAGUCAGUCACACAAGCCCAGGAGGAGAGCAACAACGUCCCCAUCCUGGAGUUUACCUCCGAGACCUCCAUCAACAAUGUGGUCCAGGACAUCCAGACCGGUCGGAUCUACCUGGGGGCGGUAAACACAAUCUUCCAGCUGGGACCGUCGCUCCGCAUGCAGGCCCGUGCCGAUACGGGACCCAAAGAGGACGCCCGGACCUGUACACCUCCUGCUUCUGCAUGUCAGGACACAAAGCCCAUGCCCAACCUCAACAAGCUUCUGCUGGUCCAUCCGUCCAACGGUUCUCUCAUAGUCUGCGGCAGCCGCUACCGGGGCAUCUGCGCCCUCCUCAACCUGACCAACGUGGAACAGCAGCUGUAUUACAGUGACAGUAAAGGAGAGAGGACUUACGUGGCUAGCAUAGAGGAUAAUGUGAACGUGGUGGGCGUCAUGUCCAACUACACAAAAGAUGAGAACACCUUCAGUGUUUUUCUUGUUGGGAAGGGCUACGGAAGCCUGGACAGUACAAAACUCAUCAGCACACGAAUCCUUCAGGACUACCGCGAGUGGGUCGUGUUUGAGAGCAUCAUUGAGGCAUCAACGGUACAGACGACGCCAUUUGUUCCCAAGUACCUGCAUGACUUCCGCCUUGCCUUCAAAGAGGAUGGUUUUGUUUAUUUCCUCUUUUCACGAACACUCGAUGGUACAGAUAACAAAAACCUGACCUUUGUGUCUCGUCUUUGCGAAAACGACCACCAUUACUAUUCUCACACAGAGCUCCAGUUAAACUGUGGCCCGAAUAACAGAUACAACAAAGUCCAAGCCGCAUACGUGGCUUCUCCAGGAAAAGAGCUUGCACGGGUCAUGACCGAAUCAGGUAUGUAUGGGAAGGUCGUUUCCUGGAACAAAGUUCUGUUCAUGGUGGCGAGCCCAGAUGAUGACGACAACGAUUCGGCUCUCUGCAUGUACCCACUCAACUUCAUCAAUGAGCGGCUGGUGGAUAUCAUCAGCGCCUGCUACAGCGACUCGGGGAAGAUUUCCGGGUUUCCUGCUGUGGACAUCCCCUACUCAUCAAAAAAUGAGGAAUUCUGCUCGUCGAAAAUUGCAAAGAACACGUUAGAAAAUUUCAAGUGUGGCGCAGACUUUUUGCCUUCCCCUCUGGCAAGCAAGCCAAGAGUCGCCUUAAAGGCAGAUGCAGUGUUGACGAAGCCGGGCCUUCUGACCGCUGUGGCCGUCGCUGUGGAGAAUGAUCACACUAUCGCCUUUUUGGGGAACAACCAGGGGGAAGUCUUUAAGGUACAUCUGACCACUGAUCCAUAUGUGUACAGCAAGACUCCUGGAGUCACCGUGGGAGAAAAGGUCAACAAGAACCUUUUCUUUGACCUCAGUCAGAGCCACCUCUACAUUACCACAGAGAAAAGGAUCACCAAGGUGCCAGUGCAGACGUGCCUUCAAAAGAAAGACUGCCAAUCAUGUGUGGAACUGAGGGACCCUUACUGUGGCUGGUGUGUCCUGGAGGGCAGGUGUACCAGGAGGUCUGAGUGCCGGCGGGCAGAGGAGAAGAAUGGCUGGCUGUGGAGCUACAGGCAGCAGUGUGUCAAGAUUGUCUCCUUCUAUCCCCCGAACCUUUCCUGUAAAAAGACUCAGAAGGUGAAGAUCAACAUCCCCUCUCUUCCUGCAAUCGGGCUUUCUGACCGUCUGCACUGCACCAUCAAGUCUUUCCAGAGUCAGGGCACCAUGUCUGACUCUGGUCAGGUCUCCUGCAACCUGCCCAACCCUUCGCUUAUACCACAAACACCUGAGGACCAAGACUUUGUGGCCGUGCCAAUCAGGAUUUUCGUCAACGAGACUGUGGAGCUGGCCAUGCGGGAAUUCAAGUUCUAUAACUGCGCUGCCACAGUGAGGAAAUCUGAAAACACACCGUGCAUUUCAUGUGUGGCCAGUUCAUGGGGCUGCCAAUGGAACACACAUGACCACACCUGCAGUGACAUGGACGACAGUGUGAAUGGCUCCAACAUCAUCAAGCACCGUCAGGGAGCGAAGUGUCCUCAGUUCGAGAAUCCAGAUCCUGUGUUGAUCCCUGUGGGCUACAAGACUCGUAUCAGCUUCGAGGGGAUCAAUUUGGACCUCUACCAGGGUCAUGUUUUCACCAUCGGCACUGAGCUGAUGAGAAAUGCGGAAGAAGAGGUAAAUUUUGAGCAGGGGCCAUUCUACACCUUCAGCGGGUUCAAUUUUUCUUACGAUAAGUCACCGGAGACCAAUGUUCUCUUCUACGUGAAGGACAAGGAGUCAGGCAAGAAGAUGGACAGCACACUGAAUGUCACCCUUUACAACUGCUCCAUGGGCAGAGAGGACUGUAGUCUCUGUAAGAACUCUGAUCCAAAGUACCGCUGCGUGUGGUGCGCCAAGCAGAAGGCGUGUGUGUACGAGAAGUUGUGCAGUCCUGACCAGGGGUCCGAAUAUCCUUACAACACUGAGUGCCCUGACCCCCAGAUCACUAAAAUCAUCCCACAUUUUGGCCCCCUCCGAGGAGGAAUCUCCAUCACCAUCCAAGGCUCCAACCUCGGCAUCCACAAAGAAGACAUUAAAAGCAUCACCGUGGUCGGGGAGCCCUGUAUCCACCAGGAGGAGAAGUACUCUGUCUCCACAAGCGUUGUGUGUGAGAUCGGCCCUGUUGACCCUACGGGCGGACACUGGGGUAAGGUGGAGGUGGAGGUGAAGGGAGAGAAGAGAGGAACCUCCUCUAUGUACUUCACCUACAGGGACCCGAUUCCAGAGGAAGUGAAACCUUCCAGAGGUCCUAAGGCUGGGGGCACCCUCAUUACAAUUUCUGGACGAUUUCUGGACACUGGCAGUAAGAAUGAUGUCCAGGUUACCAUCGGAGGGGUGGACUGCACUGUGGAGCAAUUCGGAGCAGAGAUCACCUGCAGGACAGGAGAAUACCGAGCAGAUAAGGUGCCCUCUGACCUUCUCACCGUCACAGUGAAGUAUGGGAAGAGUACCACAACAACCAUCCCAAGUGCCUUCCAAUUCUUGGAAAAUCCCAUCGUGCUAGACCACAACCCCAAAGGAAGCUUUGUGUGUGGAGGGAGGAACAUUGUGGUGACCGGCUCAGGCUUUGACCUAAUCCAGACUGCUGUCAUGAAAGUCCACGGAGACAAUUCGACAGCUAUUGAGAACGCCCACGAUAAGAACGACACGGUCAUCCAGUUUCGCUCACCGACUGCAAACAACUCUGUGAACCACCCUUUAAGAACGUACAUCCACCUGGACAACUUGGUGAAGGAACUGAAGCCCUUCGACUACCACCCUGACCCUGUCUUCAACAAGCUGAUCAAGAAGGUCAUCACUGAGGCCAGCAUCAUCAUCGUCACCGGUCGCGGAUUCUCCAAAGCUAUGACGGCCAAAGAGGCUCAAGCCUUUGUGGGCGAUGUGCCUUGUCUGGUCAACACGCUUCAGGAUGACAAGCUGUUUCUGGACCCACCUUCCACCCCGCCUCGGGCUCGCUCCAGACGGCACCGCAGAGACACCCGGCCCGAGCUGCUGGACUUAACGAUCAAGUUUGGGAAAGGGGAGUGGGUGGUCGGCUCUGUGCAGUACGAGAAGAAGAAUGAUUUGUCACUGUACAUCAUCAUCCCUGCUGUCAUCGUGCCGAUGCUGCUCAUCAUAGCUAUCUCUGUCUACUGCUACAGGAGAAAGAGUCAACAGGCAGAGAGGGAGUAUGAGAAGGUGAAACACCAGCUUGAGAAUCUGGAGGAGAGCGUACGAGACCGCUGCAAGAAAGAAUUCACAGACUUGAUGAUCGAGAUGGAGGACCACACAAACGAACUGAGCGAGGGACGCAUCCCCUUCCUGGACUACAAGACCUACACAGACCGCGUCUUCUUCCUGCCCUCUAAGGACGGUGCCAAUGAUGUGAUGAUCACGGGAAAGCUAGACAUCCCAGAGGCUCGACGGGCCACAGUGACUCAGGCGCUCAACCAGUUCUCCAACCUCCUGAACUCCAAGACCUUCCUCAUUAAUUUUAUCCGUACCCUGGAGCGCAGUCAUGACUUCAACGCCAGAGCCAAGGUGUACUUUGCCUCCCUGCUGACUGUGGCUCUGCAUGGGAAACUGGAAUACUACACCGACAUUAUGCGAACGCUGCUGCUGGAGCUGAUGGAGGAAUACGUCCACAGCAAGAACCCUAAACUCAUGCUGCGCAGGUCAGAGACAGUGGUGGAAAGGAUGCUGUGUAACUGGAUGUCUAUCUGCCUUUACCAGUUUUUAAAGGACUCUGCAGGCGAGCCCUUGUACAAACUGUUCCGAGCCAUCAAGCACCAGAUCGAGAAAGGGCCUGUGGACGCCAGAGUAAAGAAAGCCAAGUACACCCUCAACGACACAGGCCUGUUGGGCGACGAUGUAGAGUACUCCGUCCUGACACUGCAAGUGCUGGUGCAGGGCGAAGGUCCAGAUGUGACGCCCGUCAAGGUGCUGAGCUGUGACACCAUCUCGCAGGUGAAGGAGAAGAUCAUAGAGCAGGUGUACAGGAACCUGCCGUACUCCCAGCGGCCCAAGGUUGACAGUGUCACACUGGAGUGGCGUCCAGGCUCAACGGGACAGAUUUUGUCAGAUCUGGACUUGACUUCCCAGAAAGAGGGCAGGUGGAAACGCAUCAACACUCUGGCACACUAUAACGUGCGAGAUAACGCCACAUUAGUCUUGUCCAGAGUUCUUCACACUCAGCAGAACUAUGACCAGAACCAAGAAAACCACGAAGAGCGAAAUGCUUUGUUGGAAGAUGAUAAGGUGUUUCACUUGGUGAGGCCGGCAGACGAAAUGGAUGAGAUCAAAUCUAAACGAGGAAGUAUAAAGGACAAGUCGAUGACCAAAGCCAUUACAGAGAUCUAUCUAACACGACUCCUUUCUGUCAAGGGAACACUGCAGCAGUUUGUGGAUGACUUCUUCCGCAGCGUGCUGUGCUCUGGGGCAGUGGUGCCACCAGCAGUAAAAUAUUUCUUUGACUUCCUGGAUGAGCAAGCGCUGAAACACAACAAUGUGGAUGAGGAGACCAUCCAUAUCUGGAAGACUAAUAGCCUUCCUCUGCGGUUCUGGGUGAACAUUCUCAAGAAUCCCCACUUCACUUUUGACGUCCACGUGUCUGAAGUGGUGGACGCCUCGCUUUCUGUCAUCGCCCAGACAUUCAUGGACGCCUGCACAAAGAGCGAGCACAAACUCAGCCGGGACUCUCCAAGUAACAAACUACUCUAUGCAAAGGAGAUCUCCACCUAUAAGAAGAUGGUGGACGAUUACUACAAGGGCAUCAGGCAGAUGAUACCCGUCAGUGACCAGGACAUGAACACUCAUCUGGCAGAGGUGUCCCGGGCUCACACAGACAAACUGAACACACAAGUGGCUCUCCAUCAGCUUUACCAGUACGCCAGCAAAUACUAUGAUGGGAUCAUCGCAUCCCUAGACGAGGACCCAGCUGCCCAGAGUAAACAGCUGACCCUGCGGCUCCAGCAGAUUGCAGCCGCCCUGGAAAACAAAGUGACUGAUCUCUAACCCACCGAGUAGAGGGAGGGAGGGGGGGAGGGAGAGAGAGGAAUGGUAGGAUACUGCCAGUGACUACAGGGGCUUAUUUCUUCUUUUAGAGAAUAAAACAUGGAAAUAAGGAAAGGUGAGAAGGGACUCAUGUGGGUGUGUAUAUUGUACAACUUGGCUCUGGGACAAUUUGCUGUACUGUGGAGUAACAGGGACUAAUGAAAUGCAGAUAGAGAGCAAAAAGGGGAAGAAAAUGAUGGGUUACGCUGUCAUAGGUACGCCUUAAAGCUCACUUGCCAAACCUUAAAGGUCUGCGCGCUCACUCAUGCUUCACUGAAUAUUGCUCCCACAAUGCAGUGCGGUAGACCUCUUUCUGAGAAUUAAGCCCCUCUGUGGCACACUGGCACAGGAGAUAAUCAGAUGUUCAAUUUCUUUCUGUGUAGAGAAAAGGUUUUAAGAAUUGUAUUAUAUAUUUUUUUUAUCGUGCAGUCUUUAUGCGGAAAGCUUUAUAAGGAAAAAAAUUAUCUUUUUAAAUGGAUCACCUUGUGGUGCGGAUAGUGUUUUUAUUAGCCUGUGUGUGCGUAGAUGUCUGUGUGAACUACAACAUGUGAACAAAAGUGUGCAUUGCAAAACUUGUGUGAAAGUGUGUGUGAAUGUGUGGGAAUGUGUGUGCACACACAGGAUGCCUACUGUCAGGCGUGAGGGCGAAGGGACGCCUGCUUUCUGUCAUUUUAAUCCCCCAUACCCAGUGGCACACUGGAGCCUGCGCUCUCUCCGAGCUUUUUGACAGAGACCAAAGGGUCCUCACAAGGACAGUGGUUAAUCUAACAAUGUCCAGGCUCAUAUGAAUGACAGGUCACCAGUAGUUUCAGAAAUGUUUGAGUUAAAUUCUUUUUUUGCUUUUGACUCAGAUUUGCUUCAAGCUGGAUUGCCAUUUGUGCUUGUGGAAGUCGAUAAUAGCACAGUCUGUCUCCCUUUAUUGUACAGUGCCAUGAUACAUUCCACUUCAACUAAAGCACAGAAGGACAUUUCAAAAGUUUUUUAAGACAUUUCAUUUAAUGACUGUCCAGAUAUUUCUUCUUCUUUUUUUUGCUAUAAAACUUUUUUUGUCAGCAAGAAGCAACUUUAUUCUGCCAUGGAGCCAUGUCACUCAUAUUAGCCCUGCAAUAAUGUCCAAACACCAUGAGCCACAAACGGCAUUAGUCACAUUAGCUUACUAAAUGUAUUCACAUACUGUAGCAAUUCAGCAAUACGUUAGAGAAAUUUCCAAACUGGUUCAUGCAUUGUUAGUGUUCAUGAUUUUUAGUGCCAUCUUUUUAGUAUUACCGUUGUAAUGUUCCAAAUAAUCAUCAAGCAUUCUGCCUCUAAAGCUAUGAAAUAGCCUAUUGCUGAUGUUAAUUACCUGCCAGAGAGGCAGUUGGUACUUAAGUGGUAUGUUUUGAACAAAUUACAGUGGUUUUAGGCUUUGUCUAAUGUUAGUGAGGUCAGGUUCAAUCAUGUACAUAAAUGUUAUAGUAAUUGAAAUGUAGAUAUGUCAGUGUCAGAGCCGAAGUGUCGACAGGGUAGGAAUGAGGGUUUGAUAUUUCUUGGUCCAUUAAACGCCACCACGUUUCAUCCCUAAAUUAUGGGUUUAGAUGUUGACAGAUGAUUUAAUUGUACUCCCUGUAUCUGAUCAUGGAUGUGUGUAGUUGACAGAGCAUAACAAGCUCCAGAGACCCCAGAAUGUUAACGAUUCCUGCCUUGGCUAGAGAGAGGUUUGCACAGACCUCGAGCCUGCCUGCCUGCCUGCCGUCUCAGCAUGGCACGCUGGCAUCCCGACCAACAGCACUUGGCACUGCCCACUCAGCGCAGUGCAGAGUGGCACUCUGUAUAAUGGAAUCAGCAGGGGAGGCUUUUGAUCUUAAUUGCAUGCCGACUGCAGACUCCAUCCUUGUCUCCGCUGUUGUUUACUGCUGACUCCUCUCACUGACAGAGUUGAUGCAAGAAGCUUCUUUCAGAGCCUUUCUUUAACCAAAAAUGUGCCUUAUUAAAUAGGAUGAUACAUAUAUAUUGUUUCUAAAUUAUUCUAUUGGUAACCUAGGUGAUUAUGAUGACGAUAGUGCUAUAGACACAGCAAUGUACUUGGACUUGUGAUAUUAUGUGUGCUGUCUAAAAUGCUAGAUGCCCUGCUGCAGCCAUUUGCGUGCCAAUAGGCUGAAGACAUUUCAGUAUGAUUUCUUUUAUGGUUGCAGUUUUAAUGUGUGCAUUUCCUUUGGGUGUCUGUGGCGUGUGCUUAGUAGGACUUUGGUGGCAAAUUCAAAAGGCCAAAAUGAAUAAAUGUAAAACAGUGGCCAAUGUGAUUUGGGUUUCCCUUGAAAUUGUCUGGCAUUCCUAAAUUAGUCUGAAAUUAAAAGGGUAUCCUUAUGUAGAUUGAAUAUAGCGCAAAAAUUGUUCCAACGGUGUUAAUUUUUUUUGCCCUGUGUUUCUAAGCUAUUCCACAGUGUGUACGAUAAAUGACUAUCUAUACUCGACAAAUGACCUUUCUUACUGCUGUGCAGUUAUUAUUUUUAUUUCUUGUUUCCUAUACCAUAUAAAUCUUUGUAAAACAUGUUGAAAUACUGUAUUCUAACUGUAUAAUCCUAUGCAUUGAGUCCUGGGACAAAAAAACAAAAGAGAAAAAAAACUGUUCGUGCAGUUGUCGAGACUUUUUUCCAUUUUGAAACUUGUGAAUGUGCUGUAAUGAUAAAAGAAACUGAGAGAGACUUUUAGUACAGGGCCAUUAAUGGAAGCCAAUGAUUUCCUCCCCAUCCAAGGCAGCUCAGAAGAUUCUCGAUCUUGUACCAGAUCUGGUUGAACUGGAUGAACUUAAUUUUACAAAGUUGUGUGUGGACGAAGCAGUUACCCACAGGUGUCAUCAUACACUCCUCCGUGAAUAAACUCAGAGACAUAUAUGCCCUUCA
Dicentrarchus labrax (European seabass) is the source of this 9464-nucleotide messenger RNA. It is a transcript of the gene plxnb2b, whose product is annotated as plexin b2b. NCBI's taxonomy places the organism in Eukaryota, Metazoa, Chordata, Actinopteri, Moronidae. Gene Ontology annotation, cellular component: semaphorin receptor complex. Gene Ontology annotation, molecular function: semaphorin receptor activity; protein binding. Gene Ontology annotation, biological process: semaphorin-plexin signaling pathway involved in axon guidance; positive regulation of axonogenesis; negative regulation of cell adhesion. The transcript is spliced from 37 exons. The record is from RefSeq and is a predicted model, not a curated record. Bases 982 to 6546 code for a protein of 1854 amino acids.